GCCUCUUGCGCCUUGCGCAUGCGCAGCUGCGCUAUUCCCGUGAGGCUCCGGGGCGCGGCAGAUUCGUAAGUCAUGGCUGCUUCCCGGUCUCUGGGGUGCUCGUCUACCGUUUGUGCGUGAAACCGCCUGGGCAUGGCGAGCGAGUCCUCGCUGCUGGGGAAGCGGCUGUCGGAAGACUCGAGCCGCUUCCGGCUGCUGCAGAAGUGGGCGAGCAUGUCGAGCGCAGACGCGUCGGUGCCGGAGCCGGAAUUGUCUGAGAAGGCGGCCGCGGCGGAGAACCCGCUGGUGUUCCUGUGUGCCCGCUGUCGCCGGCCGCUGGGCGACUCGCUCACCUGGGUGGCCAGCCAGGAGGACACCAACUGCAUCCUGUUGCGCAGUGUCUCCUCUAACGUCUCUGUGGAUAAGGAACAGAAACUGUCCAAGUGCAGAGAUGAAGACGGUUGCAUCCUUGAGACACUGUACUGCACGGGCUGCUCCCUCUGCCUUGGCUAUGUGUACAGAUGCACGCCUAAGAGCCUGGACUAUAAGCGGGACUUGUUCUGCCUCAGCGUUGAAGCCGUUGAAAGUUACACCUUAGGGUCCUCUGAGAAGCAGAUCGUGUCAGAAGACCAGGAGCUUUUCAAUCUUGAAAGCAGAGUUGAAAUAGAGAAGUCUAUAAAGCAGAUGGAAGAUGUCUUGACAGCCCUGCAAAAGAAGCUUUGGGAAGUUGAAUCUAAACUGUCCUUGGCCAGCCGGGACAGCUGAACUGUGUCCUGUCUGCCACUGUGCCCUACCCUCAUUCCUAACAAACUGUUUCUCUGCCUUUAAUUUAGGAUAAGAGGUAACUGUUUCCUAUGUUUCAAUUAUAAGGCCAGUUUAUGAUACAUGCUGGAAUGGAAUUUGGAUAUUUUAAUUUUAACAAAAAAAAAAACCAGGAUGAUUUUCUGUCUUCUUUUUCUAUUAAAUUUGUUGUAUGUAUGUAUGUGCACAUAUGUAUAUAUGUAUGUAUUUUUCUAUCUUUUAAAACUUUGUUACUUUUAAUACUUUGAGUACUUAAAAGUAGAGAGAAAAAUCUUGUUUUUCUCAUCUACUUUGUAAUGUCUCCUUGAAAAUUAGUUCUUAAGCCUCUCUGGAAAAAUUGUCAGUUGACUUGUUAGGAUGAUUUAAAUCUGUGUAAAGUAUCAUUGUGUCAUGACACCCCCAUUUUGCUGUGUGCUACUUCAUGCUGAAAGAGUCUAGAGGCUGCUCACCCAAUAGUGCAAUCUCUGGGUAAGAUUUUAGAUUUUGAUUUUUUUUAUAAUACAAUACCUUUAUAAGGAAUUUAUUAAUUUUUAUAAUAAUAAAGAUUUCAAAAAUG
Messenger RNA from Mus pahari (shrew mouse), 1336 nucleotides. It is a transcript of the gene Mis18a, whose product is annotated as MIS18 kinetochore protein A. Gene Ontology annotation, cellular component: nucleus; chromosome, centromeric region; chromatin. Gene Ontology annotation, biological process: chromosome segregation; CENP-A containing chromatin assembly. The transcript has 5 exons. Bases 133 to 744 code for a protein of 203 amino acids. The record is from RefSeq and is a predicted model, not a curated record. Lineage: Eukaryota; Metazoa; Chordata; Mammalia; Rodentia; Muridae.